GAGAUGAACAGACACCAGAAGAGGACCAGCAGGCAUCAGUUCCACGAGAUUACCCCCUCAUCUUCAAGGAUUGGACAUCAAUUGACCCCAGCAUCCCUAUGCGGGGCCCUGCGUAUUUCCCAGAUCCUUUUCCCCCCAUCCCUUGGCAUUGGAAGUCAGGCUCUAGAAGUUCGGGACAGGGGACAGAAGAGGGUAGGAAUCGAGGGGAAAUGGAAAGAACGGACCCGCUGGUGCCCCCCAGUGGUCCCGCCUGGCCCCAGCCCCUCGUCCCUCACAGAGAAGAUGGCCAGACAAGCUGUACCAGGGGGGAAAAGCGGGUCGAUGCAGCUGUUGUCGCAGACGGUGAAGCAGGCGGGUCGGCUACCAACGAAGGCGGCGAGUUCAGCUCACUCCUGCACCAAGGCUUGGGAGACGACGACGACGGAGGACUUGAUCUCAGGUUCGGGUUGUGUUCUGGUGGCGCUAGGGAGGUGAUCCCUACGUUCAUCGUCGACGUCGAUCCUUCGACGCGUGGCCUUCAACAUGCUGGAAGUGAGCAUACGGAGCAGUCCACACUUCGUGGCGGUGCGUCCGUUACUGGCGGUGUCGGGGCAUCGGCAGCAGCCCGGCAGCAUGGAUCGACUGCACCGUCCGCCGAUCGAUUGACAAGUACCUGGCCCGCGCGUACUGGAGUCGCAUCCGGGUCCCUGCGCAUGGGCGGUGCACGUCCUUCGAUGCCCAACCGCACAACCCCAACCCAACCCGACCUGAGGGACGAGGGCGCCCGCAUACCACCGGUGCGUCCAGGACCCACUGUGGAGAACAUCACACGAGGAGUGUCAAACAUGUGGGCACAUAGCGAUGGCGGCGACGACGAUGGCGGUGGCGGUGACGAUGCCGACGAAAGAUUGAGGGAGGACGUGGAAGCAGGGGACGACGACGACGACAUUCCUAUUCGGCCUUUGGGGAAGACGGGUGGGAGGGGGAAAGGACGCUGCAGAGGUGCUGUUUGUGGUCGAUCCAUUGGGCGUGGCGGCAGAGGUGGUGUCAGCGACGACGACGGGAAGUUUGCGACGACUGGUCUCCGGAAGACCAAAUGCUUCUGGCGAGGAGCGGUUGGUGGAGAGUCUGUCGGUAGUGAGGCUGGUGGUGACGGCUGCCCUGAAGAACGUUCUUCUGCGAGGGACUCCGACAACAACGCAGGCAGUGGGGCUGGAGGCAGGAAGCAGAAGAAUGUGCGUCAACAGGCGUUGGAGUCGAUCACUGAUGUCAUGGACCGCCAUGGCGAACUGAUGUCGACGACGAUCAAUUCGUCUAGCAAGCGGCAAUGCAGCAUAUUCACGAGGCAAUGCGAUAUACUCGAGCAGGAAGUUGCAGUCCAAAAAGCGCAUUAUGCGGCGUCCGAUGAAACGCAGAGGAUGAUGUGCCACGCGCUUAUGGAGAUCGCUGCCGCCAUCCGUGGUCGGUCGCCGAUGCAGGCCGUUCGAUCGUGUGUUGGUUAAAGUCCAGUCAUUGCGUUCGUAGAUAGCUUAAUUAAUUUUUUAUUUUUAUUUUUGUUCACGGAUUCUUCUAUCGAGGAGCGCACUGUGUGUGUGUGUGUGUGUGUGUGUGUGUGUGUCACAGUGUGUGUGUGUGUGUGUGUCACAAUGUGUCAUUGUUUUUACGAG
Molecule: messenger RNA, 1646 nt
Organism: Chara braunii
Lineage: Eukaryota; Viridiplantae; Streptophyta; Charophyceae; Charales; Characeae
Source: the annotation of a GenBank genome assembly